AUGGCUGGGAUGUCGGCCAAACGGUUACAGAAAGAGUUGGCUAAAAUUCAGCAACCACUUCCUCCAGGCAUCACUCUGGUAUCCGCGCCCGAUCUUAAGCAGUGGGAAAUAGACAUACAGGUGCUGGACAACCCACUAUACAAUCCGGAGGAGAAGUAUCGGCUUAAGUUCAGCUUCUCUCCACAGUAUCCGAUCGAGGCUCCUGAAGUCGUCUUCAUGAAGCUCGCCGACCCGCCCAGGCCGAUACCUAUGCACCCGCAUGUCUACAGCAAUGGAAUCAUAUGUCUAGACCUGCUGGACAAGCAAGGAUGGAGCCCAGUACAUAACGUGGAGAGCAUCAGUUUGAGUUUGCAGAGCAUGUUGGCAAGUAACACGAAGAACGAGCGGCCUCCCGGUGAUGCGGAGUUCGUCAAGUCCAACCGACAGCGACCUCGAGACAUCAGCUUCCUCUACCAUGAUCCGAAUAGGGCCCUAGCUAACCUUCGCUCCUUCACCUCCCCACCGACGCACUGGUACAAAUGCCCGCUCGCGAGAAGGGCAGCAGUCCUGAUACUGCUGUUUGCUGAUGGAAAGGGCGACCUGCGAGUGGUGUUGACGAUAAGAAGUGCUGGUCUCAAGAGCUAUGCCGGACAAGCAGCGCUCCCAGGUGGUAAAUCGGAUCUGCUAUCUGAAACACCUUUUCAGACCGCGCGAAGGGAAGCGUUUGAGGAAAUCGGCCUGCCCAUGAGCGAUCACAAGCUGCCGCCUGGCUACUCAGUAGAGCAUCUUACCGAGCUUCCAGCAAACCUGGCAAUGACAGAGCUUGGCGUGAGGCCUUGUGUGGCAUACCUGAAGACACCGGAACCUUCGCCCAGAAACCAACAUCCGGAUGCUGCGAGGGACAUUUUGCCAAAGCUCGAUGCACGAGAGGUUGCAGCAGUCUUCACUGCACCAUUCAGAAACUUCCUGUUCGAGAAAGACAUAGACGAAGAAACGCGGGAGAAGGUCCCGGGAGAGUGGUACAAAGGCUCCUGGCAUAGUUGGCACGAAAGUGCAUGGCGUAUGCAUCAGUUCUUCGUACCGGUCACACCAUCGACUGUGUUUCUGGCAAGAAAGCCAAAGUCCUACACCGAUCCAAGGCCACCGCAGGAAGUCAAGAGCAGACCGACGACGACUGGUGCGAAGACUCCUGGGUCGAACUCAAAGCAAUCUACGUUGCAGCCACCACUUUCAAGGUCUUUCUAUACCAGCACGAACAAUGCACUGGAGCAGCCCAGGUAUAGAGUAUUCGGGAUGACAGCCAGAAUCUUGGUCGAUGCCGCUCGCGUGGCUUAUGGCGAGGAGCCCGAAUAUGAACACAACAGCCAUUUUGGAGAUGAGGACAUGAUUGCAAGGUUGAGAGCGAUUGGCAGGCUUGCCAGUGAGAGGAAAGAGGGAGACGUGCUGACCCGUGAAGUGAUGAAUAAAGCAGCGAAAGCCACGCCAUCGAAAAUCUAG
Molecule: messenger RNA, 1476 nt
Organism: Fulvia fulva
Lineage: Eukaryota; Fungi; Ascomycota; Dothideomycetes; Mycosphaerellales; Mycosphaerellaceae
Product: Ubiquitin-conjugating enzyme E2 W
Exons: 4
Coding region: 1-1476 (491 amino acids)
Biological process (GO): coenzyme A catabolic process
Molecular function (GO): acetyl-CoA hydrolase activity; coenzyme A diphosphatase activity
Source: RefSeq, a predicted model, not a curated record